GACGAGAUCAACUCUUUAUCUUUAUCAAGGUGUGUUCCGCAGCUUAGGAUGUUGAGCAUGGACAAGAUGCCCAUAUUCAGGAGGGGUGUUUGCAUAAUCUUGCAGAAGUGCAAGAAUCUUGAGAAGCUUAAUUUAUCUAAGCGUGGUAGAAUGUUCUACGACUAUCCAUCUAUUUAUGGUCGUGGAUUGGGAAAACUUUAUGGGAAGGAAAUUUCAGUAGAGGUUAAAAGGGACAAAGCCUAUCAAAGCAUGAGAUGGUUUAUACAUACUUUGGAUGACAGUUAUACUCCAAAAAGGGGGGUAAAAUGCUUAUGGAGUAUAGGUAAAGGAGCUUUCUUUGCGCAUAACCCCCCUGGAAGCCCUUCAAUUGAUUGUUUUUGAAACCCUAAAGCUCCUCAACAUACUUUAUAUUAUUGUUAUAAUUAGACUAAAAUACAGUAUUCGAUUACAUUUCAUUAUGUGAGUCGCAUAACCACUUUUACCUCAUUAUUCUUUGUUACUCUCGUGCUGUUAUAAAUAUAGUUCAACUUC
Molecule: messenger RNA, 531 nt
Organism: Rubroshorea leprosula
Lineage: Eukaryota; Viridiplantae; Streptophyta; Magnoliopsida; Malvales; Dipterocarpaceae
Source: the annotation of a GenBank genome assembly